This is a messenger RNA of Momordica charantia (bitter melon), 904 nucleotides long. RefSeq names its product borneol dehydrogenase, mitochondrial. Lineage: Eukaryota; Viridiplantae; Streptophyta; Magnoliopsida; Cucurbitales; Cucurbitaceae. Gene Ontology annotation, molecular function: oxidoreductase activity, acting on the CH-OH group of donors, NAD or NADP as acceptor. The record is from RefSeq and is a predicted model, not a curated record.
UCAAAUAUAUAACACAGAAAGAGAGAGAGAGAGAGAGGCCAUGGGCGUUCCCUUGCUUCCAGCUGCUGCAAGAAGACUAGAAGGCAAAGUGGCACUAAUCACGGGUGGGGCUAGAGGAAUUGGAGAAUACACUGCAAGACUGUUCUUCAAGCAUGGAGCUAAAGUGGUCAUUGCUGACAUCCAAGACGAUUUAGGUCACUCUCUUUCCAACAAUCUCUGCCCUUCAUCUUCUUCCUUCGUCCACUGCGACGUAACGAGAGAGAACGACGUCGCAAAUGCUGUCGAUACGACCGUCUCCAAGUACGGAAAGCUCGACAUCAUGUUCAACAAUGCAGGUAUUUCUGGAGACCUAAAGUUCAACAUUCUCGAAAACGAAUCAUUAGACUUUCAAAAGGUACUCAAUGUCAACCUUCUCGGAGCCUUUCUCGGCACAAAACACGCGGCACGAGCAAUGAUGCCAGCUCGUCGGGGCAGCAUAAUCAUGACCGCAAGCGGUUGCUCRGUCAUUGGCGGGGCGUGCCCGCAUGCAUACACGAGCUCAAAACAUGGAAUGGUGGGAUUGAUGAAGAAUGCAGCUGUGGAUUUGGGACGAUAUGGGAUUAGGGUGAAUUGUGUAUCGCCCCAUGUAGUGCCCACACAAAUGACUAGGGACUUGUUUAAGCUUGAAGAUGGUGAUGAGUUUCCAAAUCAUUAUUCUCAUUUGAAAUGUGGAGGKAUGUUAAUGGAAGAAGAUAUUGCAGAAGCUGCUUUGUAUUUAGGAAGUGAUGCGUCUAAGUUUGUGAGUGGCCAUAAUUUAAUUGUUGAUGGAGGCUUCACUGUCGUGAACCGAGCUUUUUGCUCAUAUGACCAAUCUGAUAAUUGAACAGGUUUUGAGAAAUAAUUAUUGUGGGUUAAUUUUUAUGGU